Messenger RNA from Eruca vesicaria subsp. sativa (arugula), 2952 nucleotides. Lineage: Eukaryota; Viridiplantae; Streptophyta; Magnoliopsida; Brassicales; Brassicaceae. The record is from the annotation of a GenBank genome assembly.
AUGCAGAACGAAGAGGGUCAGGUCACAGAACUAUACAUUCCUAGGAAAUGCUCUACUACUAAUCGGAUGAUCACAUCAAAGGAUCAUGCCUCUGUGCAAUUCAACAUUGGUCAUUUAGAUGCUGAUGGCAUCUACACCGGACAAUUCACAACCUUAGCUCUCUGCGGUUUUGUUCGUGCCCAGGGAGAUGCUGACAGUGGCGUGGAUAGGCUGUGGCAGAAAAAGAAGGGUUCUUAUUUCCGAUUCCCUACUCCUUUCCAUCUCCUCGCUUGCUUAUUCCCAGAAAGAGAAAAAAUUGUCGCUCAAAGUGAGCGAGAAAGCCCCCUAUACCCAUAUAAAAAAAAAGACCAGUCUUUUAGUCGACCAGACAGUUUGAAUUCGAUGGAUAAGCUAGAUUCGUCUGCUGACGAGGUUGUGAUGAAGCUUGUUGAAAUGGGUUUUGCAAAAUUGGAUGCUUUGGAAGCUGUCAAAGCUGUAGGUAAGUCAUGUGAUGAAGCUGUGGAGUAUCUUUUGAAAAGAACCGGUGGAUUCUCUUCGGCUAGUUCUACAAAGAAUAGUAAUAAUAAGACACUUGGCAAGAGAGCUAUGCCGUCUUCUUUUUCCUCUGGUUCAAUGAGACAGUCGAGUCUCCUUGACCAUUUUAGAUCCGUGGAUCGGAACAAGAAGAAAAGCGACAGCUUUGUGACUACAGUAGUGUCUGAUCCUUCAGAAGAGAUGAUAAAGUCUCUUCCUCUUCCUCAGGUGUUUGCUGAGUCAAGUGGUUGCUCAGAGGGUUCAUCAACGUGGGAGAACAGAGUUAAUUCUAUACUACGAGUCCGGUUUGGUAUUUCGUCUCUGAAGUGUUUUCAAAGGGAGGCUUUGGCAACGUGGGUUGCUCAUAAGGAUUGUCUUGUUCUAGCUGCAACUGGAUCUGGAAAAUCUCUUUGCUUCCAGAUUCCUGCAUUAUUGACUGGAAAAGUUGUUGUUGUGAUCUCGCCUUUGAUAAGCCUGAUGCAUGAUCAAUGCCUCAAGCUGUCAACGCACAAAGUCUCCGCUUGUUUUCUUGGUUCAGGCCAACUUGAUAAUCGCAUAGAACAGAAGGCAAUGCAGGGAAUGUAUCAGAUCAUAUAUGUUUGCCCUGAGACUGUGAUCCGGCUGAUUAAACCACUCCAGAAGCUUGCAAAGACUCAUGGAAUCGCUCUUUUUGCGAUUGAUGAAGCUCAUUGCGUAUCAAAGUGGGGACAUGAUUUUCGUCCGGACUACAGAAAAUUAUCUGUGUUGCGGAAAAACUUUUGUGCCAGCAGUUUAGCAUUCUUGGAAUAUGAUGUACCGAUAAUGGCAUUGACUGCAACAGCUACAGCUCACGUACAAGAAGAUAUUCUUGACUCACUUCACCUUUCAAAGGAAACAAAAACUGUACUUACUUCAUUUUUCAGGCCAAAUUUACAAUUUUCAGUUAAACAUAGUCGAACCAAGUCGUCAGCUUCAUAUGCAAAGGACUUCCAGAACUUGAUUGACUUGUACUCAGGAAAGAGAAAGGCUACCGUGAAAAAGCUAGCAGUAGUCUCACGAGAGUCAGAAGGGCAGAAUGAUUUUGGUUAUAACGAUGCGGAAAACAUCCAUGAGACAGAUAACGAUGAUGAUGAAGAGGACCCAGAAAGCUCUUUGGCAAAGGAAAACAGUUCAAAUGGGAAAGAAAUGUCAGAAGAGAAUCUGGACGACGAAACUGACGUCUUUCAGAGUGUUGAUGAUUGGGAUGUUGCUUGUGGCGAGUUCUGUGCAAAGUCUCCUGGUGAAGUACUGGAUACGCCUGACUUUUCUGGAAAGAAUAUACCUGAUGAAUCUGGACACAAUCAUAGUAACCAGACCAAGGAUCUUAAAGGACCGACAAUUAUUUACGUUCCUACAAGAAAGGAGAGUGUAAACAUUGCAAAAUAUCUCAGUGGGGUUGGACUGAAGGCUGCAGCCUAUAAUGCAUCGUUGCCAAAGAAACAUCUCAGACAAGUUCACCAAGAAUUUCACGAAGAUAAGCUGCAGGUUGUUGUUGCCACAAUUGCGUUCGGAAUGGGAAUUGACAAGAAAAAUGUCCGGAAAAUCAUCCAUUAUGGUUGGCCACAGAGCUUGGAAGCAUACUACCAAGAAGCUGGUAGAGCUGGAAGAGAUGGGGAAUUGGCUGAGUGCGUGCUCUAUGCUAAUCUAUCGAGAGUACCAACACUUUUGCCGAGCCGUAGGAGCAAAGAACAGACAGAACAAGCUUACAAGAUGCUAUCUGAUUGCUUCAGAUACGGAAUGAACACUUCACAGUGUCGAGCAAAAAUACUCGUAGAGUACUUUGGGGAGGAUUUUAGUUCCAAGAAGUGUAACUUAUGCGAUGUUUGCACUGAAGGGCCUCCGGAGCUAGUAAAUGUACGAGAGGAAACUAAUCUUUUGUUUCAAGUAAUCACUGCUUUUCAUUUGCAGGCAGAGAAUAGCUCUGAGCAUGCAUCAUACGAAGAUUAUGGACUCGGAAACAACAAACAGAAGAAGUUAUCCGACAAGCCGAAUCUUCUCUUCUUCAUCAGUAGAAUCAGGGAACAGUCCCAGAAAUUCAUGGAGAUUGAUCGUCUUUGGUGGAAAGGUCUUGCCCGUAUCAUGGAAGCCAAGGGAUACAUCAAAGAGAUCGAUAACAAGUCUCGUCGAGUUGAAAUAGCUUUUAUAGAACCAACAGAGAAAGGGAAGAAGCAACUAAAUAUCGAAGACGACAAGCCACUCUAUGUAUACCCAGAAGCAGACAUGCUGGUUUCAUUGAAACAACGCAAAACAUACAGCGGAUUCUCAUCUUGGGGAAAAGGAUGGGCAGAUCCAGAGAUCAGACGCCAACGUCUAGAGACAAUGAAACGUCCCAGAGAAAGGAAACCACGACGAGAACGAUCACGACAACAACAACGUCCCUUGAAGUUCCAGAAGAAUCUUUCAUGGAAAAGCAAAGAAUAA